UCCGGAUUUUGCAGCCGGAGCGCUGUCAACUUGCACCGUUUAGAGGAGGAGGAGGAGGAGGAGGAGGGCACGGUCCUGUCACCCCUGCCUGGCUCAAGCCAGCACCGACCGGGCAUUUUUGUGUCCUCGACCCCCCUCCGAUCCGCUUGGUUACAAAAAAAAAAAAAAAAAAAAAAAAAAAAAAACAACCAACCAACAAAAAAAACAAAAAAAAACAAAACGGAAAACUACAUGUGCCCGGUUUCCGAUGAUCUCCUAACCUCCGGGACUCGCCCGCCGUCCGCGACUGAGGAUGUCUGUGUAUCCCAAGCUGAGCACAGUCAAGAUGGAGAGCGAAAAGAAGAGGAGGAAAUACUCCACGAGCAGCAACGACUCCGACACCACCGACAGCCAAGUCACUUCAUGGUCCAGGUUAUCAAAGAAUACGGGCACCAGCAGCACAUGGGUCCGCCACCAGCACAAGAAACCAUCAGAGGUGUUCCGCACCGACUUCAUCACGGCCAUGAAGCUGCCGGACUCCGCCCAGCUCGGCCCAGACGACUUCUACGUGCUGUCGGACCCCUGGAGACAGGAGUGGGAGAAGGGUGUGCAGGUCCCGGCCAACCUGGAGGCCAUACCGGAGCCCGUGGUCAGGUCACCGGCGGAGUUGACGGACGGCCUGUCCAUCACCGGGCGGGAGAAGGAUGGAGACUCUCGUCCUUCUCGUACUGAACUCUACAGCUGCUACGACCUGGACGACCUGGACGUUGCCUGGCUGCAGCUGGUCAACCAGGAGUUCAGACAGAUGGCCUUACCUGAGCUGGACGAGCUGACGAUGGAGUCCGUCCUGGUGGAGCUGGAGAGCGUGUGUGAGGAGAAGAUGCAGCAGGCCAUCGAGGCGGAGGAGGGCCUGGGCAUCGAGUACGAUGAGGACGUGGUGUGCGACGUGUGCCGCUCGCCGGAAGGAGAAGACGGCAACGAGAUGGUCUUCUGCGACAAGUGCAAUGUCUGCGUUCAUCAGGCGUGCUACGGCAUCCUGAAGGUCCCGCAGGGGAACUGGCUGUGUCGGACCUGCGCUCUCGGGGUCCAGCCCAAGUGUCUGCUCUGCCCCAAGAGAGGGGGAGCCCUCAAGCCCACUCGCAGUGGAACUAAGUGGGUCCACGUCAGCUGUGCCUUAUGGAUCCCUGAGGUGAGUAUAGGCUGUCCGGAGAAGAUGGAGCCUAUUACUAAGGUGUCCCACAUCCCUGCUAGCCGCUGGGCUCUGUCCUGCAGCCUCUGCCGAGAACACACAGGAACCUGCAUCCAGUGCUCCAUGCCCUCCUGUAUCGUGGCCUUCCAUGUGACCUGCGCCUUCGACCACGGCCUGGAGAUGAAAACCAUCCUGGCCGAGAAUGACGAGGUGCGUUUCAAGUCCUUCUGCCUGGAGCACAGCUGCACCGCCAGCAGCACGUCGAGUUCGGCCGGCGUGAGCAACGGCAGCCACGCGGCCGCCUCCACCACCAAUGGAGCGCACGGAGCCGCCAGAACGGAGUGGGCCGCCGCUGACAACGCCUCCGGGGUCCAGCGGGACCCAAAGAGCAGCGGCGAGCCAGAGCAGAGGUCCGUCUCCCACGUAGUUUCAGUGUCGGCGUCGGAGCGAGCCGAGCGGGACCAGCUGGAGCGGGAGAAGGUGAGCCAGAGGAAGCAGAAGCUGCAGGAGCUGGAGGACGAGUUUUACCAGCUGGUGGAGCCCAGAGAGGUCGCUGAGAACCUGGGGCUGCCCCACUCACAGGUGGAUUUCUUGUAUCAGUUCUGGAAGUUGAAGAGGAAGGCCAACUGUAAUCGGCCUCUGGUGACCCUAAAGAGGGACGAAGUGGACAACCUGGCCCAACAGGAGCAGGACGUCCUCUACAGACGACUGAAACUCUUCACGCACCUCCGACAGGACCUGGAACGGGUGCGCAACCUAUGCUACAUGGUGACACGAAGGGAGAAAAUGAAGCACUCCCUUUGUGACCUCCAGGAGAAGAUCUUCCACCUGCAGAUACAACUCCUGCAAGAGGACAUGGCUGGAGAGAAAACCCAGAAGGGAGAAAAGAAGAAGCAGAAUGGCGUGAAGGAUAAAGGGAAAGAGAGACGGAAAAAUAGUCCUGAGAAGAAAAAGGAGAGAUGGAACUCAGAGAACAGCUCUCUUCUUAAAGAACUAGGUUUGUCAAAGUCCUUUCCACUGGACAACUCUCUGUUCGACAGCUGGCUCGCCCAGUCGGUUCAGAUCACCGCUGACAACAUGCUGAGCCAGUGGGCUCUGGGGGCCCAGCAUCACGACAAAAGCGAAAGCCUGCUCUCUGACCAGCUCUUGCAGGACGAGGAGAGUCUGCUAAAUCUUAUGAUGGAGAACUCGAUGCAGUCCACCUGGAAAACACCACAGCUUGGCCGCAAACACCGAGGGACCACCAAGCCCCGCUUUCGAGGACAAAAAACCCCUUCCACCCAGUCUCAGAUGCUCUUCUCGGCAGCGGCUGCGUCCACUGCCAGCAGCCCGUCCACGGCAAAAGGCCUGUGGUUAGAGGAAAAGUCCAGUCACGCGGGCCGGAGAGGGGAAAAGUCCAGGGGUUCCUCCAGGUCCACGCACCACCAUCACAUUCAUCACCACCAGACCAGGAGCUCUGAUCUUCACAGGGGGCCUCCGCCGCAGCCGCCCAUCUCCAAGAUGGAUUCCUGUCACAUCUCUGAAGACCGGGACUCGUGGCAGAGCGUCCACAUGGGCAACGGUGUUGCGUCAGGAGCCGGAUCCGGUUUCAUAGCGAGCUCAUCUCCCCCUCUGGCUUCUAGUCCUGGGAUCACGGUGCCGGACACUGGGCUAAUCUUCCGCGGUGGCGGCUCGCGGCCCCGUCUGUCUCGCCAGGGUAAAUCAAGAGGGAGGGGAGGCAUCGGAGGGCUGGUGUCUAUGGACCUGGCUCUCGCAGGAAAAGACAUUUCCCUGUUGGACACUGCUGAGACGGACGGGUACUUCUCCGACGGUGAACAGAGUGAUUCGGACACGCGCUCCGGCGGACGGAAACUCCGGCUGCCGCAGCUGCACUCGGGGAGCGAGGACCUACUGAGGAGAAGCGUGCUGGCGUCUUAAAGACUCAAACUGACAAAUGCACACGUAAAAGGCAGUUAUUUAAGCAGGAUGCUGCUGGCCGUUUGUUGUUUUUUGUUUUGUUUUUUAAAAACCCCUCCAAAUGUGCCCAGUAUAAAGUCUACAAACCAUG
Cololabis saira (Pacific saury) is the source of this 3215-nucleotide messenger RNA. RefSeq names its product jade family PHD finger 2 (gene jade2). The transcript is spliced from 14 exons. The record is from RefSeq and is a predicted model, not a curated record. Gene Ontology annotation, cellular component: histone acetyltransferase complex. Bases 293 to 3085 code for a protein of 930 amino acids. NCBI's taxonomy places the organism in Eukaryota, Metazoa, Chordata, Actinopteri, Beloniformes, Belonidae. Gene Ontology annotation, biological process: regulation of transcription by RNA polymerase II.